Molecule: messenger RNA, 2434 nt
Organism: Diaporthe batatas
Lineage: Eukaryota; Fungi; Ascomycota; Sordariomycetes; Diaporthales; Diaporthaceae
Exons: 3
Coding region: 560-2269 (569 amino acids)
Biological process (GO): transmembrane transport; carbohydrate transport
Cellular component (GO): plasma membrane
Molecular function (GO): carbohydrate:proton symporter activity
Source: RefSeq, a predicted model, not a curated record
GCAAAGCAGAGACGGCUGGUUGUUGACGCUGCCCGGCAAGCGUGCCAAUCAGCUCGCCCCCCCUGCAUGGUCAGAGGGUCAGACAUGACAAAAGAGCUGCGCUCGAGGGAACGGCUCUUCCGAUAUGUCGAUGUCAUGUUCGUCUGGGCGUGCGUACCAGAGGUGUGCCAGGUUUGCGUGUUCAGCACAUGUGCACACAACCAGUCUUUUUCUCCCAAACCCCGUGGGCACCACUACUUCGGUGGAGGUUUUCCCCAUAUUUCCACACAUGCAACCCCGUGGAGGAAAUGCCCAUCAAUUAUGGGGACGGUCUAAACCUUGGGUACUCGACUGUGCACUAACACUGCGCGAGCCUGGCCCUAAUUCGGCCCUUUCAGAACUAUACUCCUGUAGACGGUGGUAUAAUAUUCACUUGUCCUCCCCACGACGUGCUUGACAUUUCAUCAUCCCAGCUCGUCUCAACCAUUCAACGCUGUCUACACCCAUCGGCUCUGCUUUCCUCUUCUUUUUCUCCUACGAUCGUCACACCAAACCCGCCAACUGAAGCCCGGCUCGCAAGAUGUUGAGUCUAAAUGGGCAGGUCACAUUCGACCAUGUAAACCCCAACUCCGAAACGAGCACUGAUGCUCGACGAGACCUUGCCCAUCUCGACUACUCCCCACUGAAGCGAGUAACAGCCCGCAGCUUCUGUAUGGGCCUCCUCGUUUCUAUGGGCGGUCUGAUCUUUGGCUACGACACGGGACAAAUCUCGGGCUUUCUGGAAAUGCCCGACUUCCUACAGCGCUUUGGCGAGCAACAGCCAGAUGGCACGUACGAGUUCAGCACCGUCCGCUCCGGUUUGAUAGUCGGCCUGCUGUCCAUCGGCACCUUGGUCGGUGCCCUUGUCGCCGCCCCUAUCGCAGACAAAUUUGGCCGCAGGCCGUCCAUCUCUUUCUGGAGCGGCAUCGUGGCUGUGGGGUUCGUCAUCCAGGCCGCAGCGAGCAGCUCGUGGGAGCAGUUCAUGGUGGGCCGGCUCGUCGCUGGCUUCGGGGUCGGCGCGCUUAGUCUCCUCGUGCCAAUGUUCCAGGCCGAGACCGCUCCCCCAUGGAUCCGUGGUGCCCUUGUGUGCACGUACCAGCUGUUCAUCACGCUGGGUAUCUUCCUGGCCGCAUGUUUCAACUAUGGCACCUACACCCACCAGAAGGACAACUCCGGGUCGUGGCGCAUCGUCGUUGGCCUGGGUUGGAUCUGGACUCUGAUCCUCGCCCUGGGUAUAUGGGGCUUCAAGGAGACACCCCGAUAUGUCUACCGCCUGGGGCGCACUGCUGAGGCCAAGGAGACCUUGCAGCGUGUCUACGGCGCCCCGGAUAACCACUAUGCUAUCUUUGUGCAGAUGGAGGAACUCGAGCACAAGUUCCGUGCCGAGAUGGCCCAGAAGGGAACGGGCCCUAUUGCUGGCAUGAUCGAUAUGUUCAAGGCCCCCAGAAUGGCCUACCGGAUUGCCCUCGGAAUCAUGUUGCAGAUGUUCCAGCAGCUGACUGGUGCCAACUACUUCUUCUACUACGGAACGACGAUCUUCAACUCGGUACAGAUCUCGUCUUUUGUGACGCAGCUUAUCCUCAACGGCAUCAACUUCGGAGUGACCUUCAUCGGCCUGUAUCUCGUCGAGCACUACGGCCGACGCAAGUGUCUGGUAGCAGGCUCCAUAUGGAUGUUCGUGUUCUUUAUGGUGUUUGCAUCUGUCGGCCAUUUCGUCCUCGAUGUCAACGAGCCGUCCAACACACCCGAGGCCGGUAUUGCCCUCAUCGUUAUGGCAUGUCUGUUCAUCCUGGGAUACGCGACAACAUGGGGACCCAUGGUAUGGACACUGAUCGCAGAGAUCUACCCGUCCAAGUACCGCGCCAAGGGAAUGGCCCUGGCGACGGCCAGCAACUGGACCUGGAACUUCCUCAUCGCCUUUUUCACACCUUUCAUCACCAAGGAGAUCGACUUUGCCCUGGGCUACGUGUUUGCGGGCUGUAAUUUAGUUGCUGGCAUUUUGGUGUAUUUCUUUGUGAUCGAGGGCCAGGGCCGCACCCUCGAGGAGAUCGAUACCAUGUACCUGGAGCGGGUGAACCCGAUCAAGUCGGCCAAGUGGAUCCCGCCAUCGGCCGAAGAGAUGGCCCGGAUCAGACGGGAGGCCGGCCUGGACGAAACGCCGAGCGACGUCGAGAAGGAGACGGCGAGCAGCGACGGUGGCGUUUCACCGACGGAACCAAAGGUCAGGGGAGAGCACGCCGAGAACGUGUAGAGCAGUCCGUCUCAUUAUUGUAUCAAGGAGCAACUUUGCAGCAACUUUGCAGCACAGACGGCGAGUGGAGGCUAGCUCAGGGAUUCUCCGGGACCUGGAUGGCCCCUGUCGGCGGCUCGACGGGCUGUUGCGCAAAGUAAAAGUUUAAUUGAGUUGUACAUUGUA